GCUGACAUUUAAUAAUCUCCCUUCAGUCAUUUGGCUUUUUUCCCACCUUGCUUUGCAACAAUGGAGUUAUUUUCUCGAUAUUUGGAUAGAAGCAAUUCAGUCAGCUCUGUCAUAACUCAAGACAUUAUAAAAGAGGAGAGCCUCAGAGAUGACCUGAGGUAUUAUUUCAUGAGCCCCUGUGAGAAGUACAGAGCCCGAAGACACAUUCCCUGGAAAAUGGGAGUCCAGAUCCUGAAAAUCAUCAUGGUCACCACACAACUCGUCCUUUUCGGCCUCAACAACCAGCUGGUGGUUUCCUAUAAGGAAGAGAACACCAUGGCGCUCAAAAACCUUUUCUUAAAAGGCUACAGCGGGGUCGAUGAGGACGACUACAGUGUUGCCGUCUACACAAAGCACGACGUCUAUGAAAGUCUGUUUUAUGUCAUGGAUCAGUACAGUCAGCUGGACCAGCUCUCCGUGGGCCCGAUCAGUUACGCAGAGGAUGAAAAUGGCAAGCUGCUGCCCCUCACCAUGUGUAAAGAGUACUAUAGGAGGGGCAGCGUGGAGCCUUCAGAUGAGACCUAUGACAUCGAUGCUCAGCUGGAGACGGUUUGUAUGUCACACGAUCCAAAGACUGCAAACCUGUGGAGAACAGAGAAUUCAUCCUUUUUUAAUCUGGAUUUUUACAGACUUGUCGACAUCAAAAUAACCUUCCAGUUGAAGGGAAUCAACCUCCAGACGGUGCGUUCGCGAGAGUUACCCGACUGCUACUCCUUCUUUGUUACGAUAACGUUCGAUAACCAGUGUCACAGUGGAAAGGUGAAACUAUUCCUGGACAUAGACGCUGAAAGCAGCGCGUGCCGAGACUGGAAGAUAUCGGGGACGGCUCAGAAGAACACACACUAUCUGCUGGUAUUUGAUGCCUUCGUUAUUCUGAUGUGCCUCACAUCAGCCGUGCUGUGCACUCGCUCCAUCAUACUGGCCGUCAGGUUACUCCAGAGGUUCUCCAGAUUCUUCCAUGAAAACUUUAAUCGGAAAGUGUGCGAGGACGACCAGAGGGAGUUUCUGAACGGCUGGUACUUGCUGGUCAUCGUCAGCGACCUCUUGGCCAUAAUUGGAUCGAUUCUGAAGAUGGAGAUACAAGCAAAGAACCUUACAAAUUAUGACGUGUGCAGUAUCUUCCUGGGGACGUCUACAUUAUUGGUGUGGGUUGGAGUGAUCAGGUACCUGGGAUACUUCCAGAAAUACAAUGUGCUGAUCCUAACCAUGAAGGCAGCCUUUCCGAAGGUCCUGCGUUUCUGCUGCUGUGCUGGCAUGAUCUACCUCGGCUAUACUUUUUGUGGAUGGAUUGUACUGGGACCGUACCACGAGAAGUUUGAGGGCCUGAGUCUGGUGGCAGAGUGCCUGUUCUCUCUGCUGAACGGAGACGACAUGUUCACCACCUUCGCCCAGCUUAAGGACAAAAACACCUUGGUGUGGCUCUUCAGUCGGGCUUACCUGUACUCCUUCAUCUCCCUGUUCAUCUACAUGGUGCUGUCGCUCUUUAUCGCUCUUAUAACCGACGCCUAUGAGACCAUCAAGAGUUACCAGAAAAAUGGGUUCCCGCAGACCGACCUGCAGAAGUUUCUCCACGAGCCGACAGAGCUGCCUAAUAUAGAGGAGAGCGAUCAGACAGACGUCAGCGUCAGACACUCUGUACUCUGCUACUGCCAGCGAGUUCCAGCAAAUGAUGAUGUCAUACUUAUCAGCUGACGGCUGCCCCGCCUCUGGAUGAGACAGUUUAGGGAGGAAAAUGCUGGGAACAAUACUUCACAUGUCUGAGACAAACUUCUCAACGCUGAAACACUGAAAAAUCCUGGAGAAUGUAGACUUACCUGAACAGGUGUAAUAUCCCGUGAGGUGCAAUAAGAAAGGCCACAUGAGUUCCCUCCACUGAACGGGAGUCAGGAGCUCAAGAUGCGGAGCUGGAACUGGGACUAAGAAGAAGUGGUUGCUUGGAUUAAUUGUAUACGUUUAUAAUACUGCUUAGAUGUUUAUUUGGUCAAGGAGUUUGGUUGAGUGCUGUUGGGGAAUGUACAACAUUAAAGUUAAUUUAUUAAGUGUUAAGUAAAGAUUGCA
This is a messenger RNA of Pelmatolapia mariae (spotted tilapia), 2097 nucleotides long. RefSeq names its product mucolipin TRP cation channel 2 (gene mcoln2). The transcript has 14 exons. Lineage: Eukaryota; Metazoa; Chordata; Actinopteri; Cichliformes; Cichlidae. The record is from RefSeq and is a predicted model, not a curated record. Gene Ontology annotation, molecular function: NAADP-sensitive calcium-release channel activity. Gene Ontology annotation, cellular component: membrane. The coding region runs from base 61 to 1731 and encodes 556 amino acids.